AUGAAAAUAAAACAAAACACAAACAGUACUGCUUAUAAAGCAGUAAACGAAGUGUAUUUAAUCCAGAAAAAAACAUUGGUCUUUGCUUCGAAUUUUAGUGUUUUUGCAUUAGCUGUGGACACAUUCUUGGCCAUUUAUCUUCAUCUCAGAUAUCAGGAGCUUGUGACUCACAAACGUGUUGUUGCUGUUGUGAUCUCAGUCUGGGUGUUUAGUGCAUCAAUUUCCAUCCUACGUAAAUUGUGUGAUUGUGAUAUUAUGCGAGCGGUCAUUUUAGUUGUUUGUGUCGUAACUACAGGAUUGCUUUAUUGCAAGAUAUACGCAGCCGUGAGACACCACACAAACCAGAUUCACGCUCUGCAAGUACAACAGGCGACACAGAAUGAAGAUAUGGCAAACGCCACAAGACUGAAAAAAUCUUCACUGGCUACAUUCUACAUUUAUUUCGUGUACUUAGUUUGUUAUUUGCCAAUAUGUUGUGUUGUUUUUGCCAAGACCGCUGGUGAAACUCCCUUGUUAUCUCAUUUAUGGUAUAUCAGAUUGACUCUUGUGUUUCUUAAUUCAUCCCUCAAUCCCUUGAUCUACUGCUGGAAGAUGAGACGCAUUCGACAAACUGUUUUGGAUAUACUUCGAAAUAUUUUUGCGAUUGGUCCACCCUAA
Molecule: messenger RNA, 657 nt
Organism: Porites lobata
Lineage: Eukaryota; Metazoa; Cnidaria; Anthozoa; Scleractinia; Poritidae
Source: the annotation of a GenBank genome assembly